Drosophila grimshawi is the source of this 4004-nucleotide messenger RNA. It is a transcript of the gene GlyT, whose product is annotated as sodium- and chloride-dependent glycine transporter 1. Gene Ontology annotation, cellular component: membrane. Lineage: Eukaryota; Metazoa; Arthropoda; Insecta; Diptera; Drosophilidae. The record is from RefSeq and is a predicted model, not a curated record. The transcript is spliced from 9 exons. Gene Ontology annotation, biological process: sodium ion transmembrane transport. The coding region runs from base 251 to 2599 and encodes 782 amino acids.
CCACAAUUAUGACCUAAGGGGGCUACCGUUAGCUGCCACGUCCAAAAACAGAACAAAAACAAAUAGCACACAAGGCCAGUCCAGGAGGGCCGCCAGGCCAGGCCACAACUGAGAGCCAUCUGUUAGCAAAAUUUGAAUUUAUGAAGCAACUGACAUAAAUCACACGAAACAGUGCCCCCAAAAAGCAGCGCACACACAGAGAUACAGCCAGAGAAUAGCAUGCAAUUAGCAGCAACAAGUGCGAACCACCAUGGAUAAGAAAUCAAAGACCAAAUCUAAAACGAAAAGCCUCAAGCCGAACAAAGAGUCCAGCACCAAACUGGAUGUGGAUCUAUGGGAGCAAAAUGAGGAUCGUUUCAGCAGCUGUGAAUUCAAUUCGGAGCGUCGAGCCCAGAACAACAAGGCGACAUCAGCAACAGCGAUUGGAGGAGGAGCAACAGCUCCUGGCGGGGGUCGCAGUGGUGGUGCUGGUGUUGGCGCUGGUGGUGUGGGCGUAGUUUGUCCCGGCAAUGCGGCAACGUUAACAUUAACAGCGAGUGCUUCGGGGAAAGAUGUGACAGUGGCGACACCACCACAGCUCAGCACCACACCCACAGCCAUCAGCAUUGCGGGCUGUGCUUCGGGCACGGCGCUGGUCACACUCGACGCGGAUGCGGUCACCAUUGAGACAGCGGAACCGGAACGUGGUAACUGGACGGGUCGCUUUGAUUUUCUACUCUCACUCCUCGGCUACUCGGUGGGGCUGGGCAACGUCUGGCGUUUUCCAUAUCUCUGCUACAAUAAUGGAGGCGGCGCCUUUCUUAUACCAUUCACCAUAAUGUUAAUCAUAGCGGGACUACCGCUAAUGUUUAUGGAGCUCUCGUUUGGCCAGUACGCCGCCUUGGGUCCUGUGGCCAUAUAUCGUCGCUUCUGUCCGCUCUUCCGUGGACUCGGCACCGGCAUGAUCAUCGUCUCGGCGAUUGUGAUGCUGUACUACAAUCUAAUAAUUGCCUGGACUAUAUUCUAUAUGUUCGCCUCGUUUCGCACACAGCUGCCAUGGCAGAACUGCGAGCCGGAGUGGAGCACAGAGCAUUGUUUCUCUUACGUGAUGGCGGAUCAAUGUGAGUCUAUCAAUGGCACCUACUAUCUGCGCACCUGUUACAAUGCCACCUAUGCCGAUGAGCACAAUAUAACCGAAAUGGCGCUACAUGCCCUGAAACGUCCACCUGCCGAGGAGUAUUUCAACAACUUUGUGUUGGGCCUCUCAUCGGGCAUUGAGGAAACGGGCAGCAUUAAGUACUCAUUGGCAGCCUGCUUGUUUCUGGCCUGGGUCAUUGUCUUUCUGUGCCUCUGCAAGGGCGUUCAAUCCUCUGGCAAGGUCGUUUAUUUUACCGCCCUCUUUCCCUACUUGGUGCUGGUCAUACUCUUCUUUCGUGGUGUUACCCUGCCAGGUGCCAGCACAGGGAUUCUGUUCUAUCUAACGCCCGAUUGGAAGCAACUGGCAAAUGCUCAGGUGUGGGGAGAUGCCGCUGUGCAGAUCUUCUUUGCACUCAGCCCCGCCUGGGGUGGACUCAUCACAUUGUCUUCAUAUAAUAAGUUCUCCAAUAAUUGCUAUAAGGACUCGUUGAUUGUGGCCUUUUGCAACAUAGCCACUUCAUUCUUUGCGGGUCUGGUCAUAUUCUCGAUAAUUGGUUUUCUGGCACACGAGCUAGAUGUGGAGGUGAAAAAGGUUGUGGAUCAGGGUGCUGGUUUGGCGUUCAUUGUGUAUCCGGAGGUGGUUACUCGUCUGCCCAUCUCGCCAGUUUGGUCGAUACUGUUCUUUGUCAUGCUGCUCACGUUGGGUUUGGACUCGCAGUUUGCAUUAAUGGAGACCGUAACUACUGCCAUUUUAGACAAGUUUCCAAAUCUGCGACAAUACAAAACAUGGGUUGUGCUCUUCGUGGGCAUAUUUGGCUACCUGGGCGGAUUGGGCUUCACCACCAAUAGUGGCAUGUAUUGGCUGCAGCUAAUGGAUAAAUAUGCGGCAAACUGGUCGGUGUUGCUCAUAGCCAUAUCGGAGUGUGUCUUGAUUGCCUGGAUCUAUGGCUCGCAGCGUUUCCUCAACGAUAUACAGGGCAUGAUUGGCAAGCGAUCGCGUCUAUGGAACAUUUUCUGGGGCACCAUGUGGCGCUAUAUUACACCAGCAACGCUACUGUUCAUUUUGUUCUUCAACUGGGUUGAGUAUAAGCCCGCCCAAUAUGGACAUUACAUUUAUCCCAUCUGGGCAGAUACAGUUGGCUGGAUUAUAGGUCUAUUGCCGGUGUUUAUCAUCUUUGUGGUGGGUUUACAGCAGAUCUGCAAGGCGCCCAAGCAUCUCAAUUUCCGAGAUCGCCUCAAACAUCUGCUGAGACCCACAGCGGAAUGGGGACCCGCUGGCAGACCCUGUGUCAAUUUGCAUGCCGAGCGUUAUCAGAGUCAGAAUUACGAUGGUGUGACGAACACUCAAAUACUGAUAAGUGGUGCACCACCGUUGGAGGUGACGCCCUACGAGGAUGCUGCUGCUCCGGGCAAUAGCAAUGGCAAUGUGAAUGGCAACAAUGACAACGGCAACAGCUAUCGGGAUGAGGCGAUGCAACUCUGAGAGCGGGUUAAUGCAUCAGCCUCGUCGGCGAUGGCCGUUGACGCGGUUGAUGUGUUGCCAAUGACUGUGGGCAAGUUGCCGGGACCGAGUAUAUUGAAGACAUCGGCAAGGCAUCACAGCAGCAACAUCAACAGUAAUCAACAGCAACCGGCUCAAGUCAAGGUCAUAACGGAGGUCAGUUCCACUAAGCAUGCUGAGAAAGAGAAAGCUGCAAGCAAGCAACAAGCAAAGCCUGCAGCAGCAGCAACAACAACAACAAUGACUGCUGCCACCACGAAAGUGUUGGCCACAGGCACCAUGAGCAGCGGACGUGAAUGCAACACAAUGUGCACAUUUACAACAGGCGGGCCAGCUGCUGCAGACGUGACUAUACAGAGAACGACAGCUGCUAACAGCAAUAUUGCUGCUGUGCCAGCUGGCACGAAGCCAAGCCCAACACUAACCAGCACUUUUAUGCCAGCCACAAAGCCAAUAACAACAUCUGCCGUUGCUGCCAAUAAUAGUAAAAUGGCUGCAACAGAUGUAAAUACCUAUGUUGCCGGCAAUGGCAGUGUUGAAACUGCAGCUGUAACCCUACCAAAAACACAAAUCGUGUCAACAAAAUCAGAGCCAAGUGUCACGAUUGCUAAUAAGACAGUGACGCCAACUACAGCAACAAUUGCUGCCGUCUCAUCAGCAGCUCCAACAUCAUCAAAGCCAGCAGCUGCUGACAAGUCGCAAGUGAUGUUGACAAAAGUAAUAACAACAAUAACCCAGCCAAGUGCAAGUGUUGCUGCAAAGCCAGCAACAACUUUUGCGGCUCUAACGCCAAUAACUGUUACUGUUGCUCAGAAGCCACAAACAGUGACAACAAUAACAGCUGCUUUGGGCACAGCGACAACACAGCCAGCUGCAACUGCAACCAAAACAGCAGCAGCAACUGCAACUGUUGGCAGUAAUAUGAAGAAGCCAGAAGCAACUACUGCAACUAAGCCAGCAGUAACAGCAGCCGCAACUGCUGCCAGCAACAUGCAAAAGCCAACCAUAGCAACAGCAACUGUUGCAACAAAGCCAACAGCAACUACAACUGCAACUAAGCCAGCAGCAACAGCAACUAUAACAGUUGCCAGCAACAUGCAAAAACCUACCGUAGCAAUUGAAACGUUUGCAACUAAACCAGCAGCAGCAGCAACAAUUGCCAAUAAUAUGCAAAAGCCAGUAGCAACUACAGCAACUGCUGCAACUAUGCCAGCAGCAGCAGCAACAAUUGCCAGUAAUAUGCAAAAGCCAGUAGUAACAACAGCAAAUAUUGCAACUAAGCCAGCAACAACAUCACCUGCAACAAUUGCCAGUAAUAUGCAAAAGACAGUAGUAACCACAGCAACUGCUGCAACUAAGCCAGGAAUAACAGCAACUGUUGCCAGUA